AUGAUUGAGUGGUACUACACGGACGGCGGCAUGACGCACUUGGACCUCAAUACAUGGAUUCAGAUGGCGGGCGUCAUGGUCCGCGAGCUAGGGCACUGGCCUCGGAGCGAGGAAGUUGUGGGCAUGGAGCAUAUUCUCACUGCGGCUGGUUGGAGGACGAACUUUGCUGCCUAUCUGAGCAUGCGAAUCGCAGCCAUCAGUUUUCAACGGCCCUUGUCCAUGAUGGUCUGGACCGCCGGCAGGAGAAAGGGGCUGGACACCUUUGAGAAGGAGACUAUGCAUGUCAACGGCAACCGAUUGGCGCACCGGGUGCUAUUGCAAAAGAUAGGGGAGGAGAUUUCAUCACAUCGAGAGGCGCAACCGCCGACCCUGUCGGCUGCUGCUGGGGACAUGGCCUACAUCCGAGCCAUCAGGCCCCUGAUUCAGCCGAGCCAUACAGCUUUGGGCAUGCUGGUAUUGUUCGACACUGCAACGUUCCGCCACUGGCCCACCGUGACCAGCAUCUGGGGCUUGUGUGCUGGAGGGGGCUUUUAA
Messenger RNA from Trichoderma reesei QM6a, 534 nucleotides. RefSeq lists its product as uncharacterized. Lineage: Eukaryota; Fungi; Ascomycota; Sordariomycetes; Hypocreales; Hypocreaceae. The record is from RefSeq and is a predicted model, not a curated record. The transcript has 3 exons. Bases 1 to 534 code for a protein of 177 amino acids.